This is a messenger RNA of Penicilliopsis zonata CBS 506.65, 420 nucleotides long. RefSeq lists its product as hypothetical. Bases 135 to 413 code for a protein of 92 amino acids. The transcript has a single exon. NCBI's taxonomy places the organism in Eukaryota, Fungi, Ascomycota, Eurotiomycetes, Eurotiales, Aspergillaceae. The record is from RefSeq and is a predicted model, not a curated record.
AUCGCCCCCCGAACGAGGAGGAAAAAGCGUCCUGGGGGGGAAGGGGGGGGGAAGGGAAAUCCUCAACCUUCAAGAUACCUGGAUUCUUCCGAUUAUGCUGGUCGUGUCUUGAUCGAGUAUUGAAUACGGAGUACAUGGUACUACAACUACUCUACAACUACUCUACUACUACUCUACUACCACUCUACUACUACUCUACUACUACCACUUUACUACCACUACUCUACCACUCUACCACUCUACGAGAUUGUACUAGAUCUUGGAGGUUAUACAUAUUCAAGCCUUUAUCAUUCGCCAAUGGAGUCUGGCUAAAUUCUCUCGCUCCGGCUCUCUCUCCGUCUCUCGUCUUUCUCUCCUUUAACUCAAUAUACCUCAAUACAUCCACUCCAUAUUCUCUCUCAAAUUCUCCCUAGCCACCAG